GAUUCGGACAUCCCUGAAAGGACUGACGUGUUAAUGUCAGUGUAUGGACUGCCUCGUCAGACGUCUUCAUCGCUGCACAGUACGGCGCUCAGCUGCGGCUGGACAUGUCAAAUAUAUAUGAUAGACCUCACGAAAUUCUGCUCCGGUGGCUGCUCUCGACAGCCGACAAGGCGGCGGUUUACACGGAAAAGGAAAGAAUCCGAAGGUCGGUAUUCAACUCCGAACUGCAGACAAAAGACGGAGGAUGCGCGAUGUCGUGUUUGCGGAAAUGUUUUAGGUGGAGGUGUCGUUGAUGACAAACCAGGACCAAAGAUGAGGAAGAGUUUUGAUAAUGGCUUUAUUGCUGAAGUUAUUAUGCGGCUGCUGCUUUUAGGUGUUUUUCUUGUGACUGAGGAGCUUCCUCCAUUCAGCCGUGAGAUCCAGCCUGAGGAACUCUGGCUCUAUAAGUUCCAUCCCGUCAAAAAGGACCGUGUUCCUACCCGCUUCAUGUUUUCUAUCGCCCUCUUCACUCCAUUGCUGGUUAUUUUCUUAUUUGCCUUAUUGAAAAAAGGAGGAAAGGGAGAUAUGAAAGAGGCAUCUUUGGCUGUGACUUUGACCCUGGUGUUAAAUGGAAUUUUCACUAAUGCAAUCAAGCUAGUCGUGGGCAGGCCACGACCUGAUUUCUUCUACCGCUGUUUCCCGGAUGGCCAAAUGAACCCAGAGCUUCACUGUAGCGGUGACCCGGAUGUAGUGAUGGAGGGCAGGAAGAGCUUUCCAAGUGGACACUCUUCCUUUGCGUUUGCUGGUCUGGGCUUCACUGCCCUGUACUUGGCUGGGAAGCUGCACUGUUUCAGCCCAGUAGGCCGUGGUAAAGCCUGGAGGUUGUGUGCCUUCCUCACCCCCCUCCUCUUCGCUGUCAUGAUCGCCCUCUCCAGAACAUGUGACUACAAACAUCACUGGCAAGAUGUGUUGGUGGGAUCCCUCCUCGGUUUGGCCUUCGCAUACUUAUGUUACAGACAGCAUUACCCAGCUCUCAACGACUCAGACUGCCACAGACCCCUCCGAAUGAGAGAGGCCACGGUUCCUGCGCAGGAACGCAAGCAGGCCAACCCAGGCUACCUCUUACCUUUGUAGAAACUUAACCGGACCAACAACCAUAUACUGUGUGAAAGUUUACCAAGCUAUUUGCUGUGAUUAUGUCUGUUUUUUUUGUUGUUGUAUGUGUGACGCCUGUCAAUCAACGAGCACUUCUCGUUUUUGCCUUCCUAUACCGUUUUAGACAUUCACAGUGAAUGUUUUGUGUAUUGUAGAGCACAAAUGUCUUUGAAAAUUUGUAUCUUCUCAAGCUCUUUGACAUUUAUAUGUGAGCUAUCCUGGUGAAGAAAUAUCUGAAAACCGCUUCUAGGUCAAUUUUAAAACGUUGCAGACGUAUUUAUAGAGAUCCCCAGUGUAUCCAUACAGGAAAUCCCCUGAUAUAUUUGUCAAUAAAGUUUGUGUCGAUUUCUAAUGUAUCGGCUG
Messenger RNA from Sinocyclocheilus anshuiensis, 1497 nucleotides. It is a transcript of the gene plpp5, whose product is annotated as phospholipid phosphatase 5. Gene Ontology annotation, biological process: phospholipid metabolic process; phospholipid dephosphorylation. NCBI's taxonomy places the organism in Eukaryota, Metazoa, Chordata, Actinopteri, Cypriniformes, Cyprinidae. Bases 34 to 1113 code for a protein of 359 amino acids. Gene Ontology annotation, molecular function: phosphatidate phosphatase activity. The record is from RefSeq and is a predicted model, not a curated record. Gene Ontology annotation, cellular component: membrane. The transcript is spliced from 8 exons.